GCUCCUCCUGCUAUGAUGCCUGGGCAGAUCCCCGACCCUUCUGUGACCGCAGGCUCUCUGCCAGGGCUCGGCCCCCUCACGGGACUCCCCAGCUCGGCUUUGACUGCGGAGGAGCUGAAGUACGCCGACAUCCGCAACAUCGGGGCCAUGAUCGCGCCCUUGCACUUCCUGGAGGUGAAACUGGGCAAGAGGCCCCAACCGGUAAAAAGUGAGCUAGAUGAGGAAGAGGAGCGACGGAAAAGGCGUCGGGAGAAGAACAAAGUCGCAGCAGCCCGAUGCCGCAACAAGAAGAAGGAACGCACAGAGUUCCUGCAGCGGGAGUCCGAGCGGCUGGAGCUCAUGAACGCGGAGCUGAAGACGCAGAUCGAGGAGCUGAAGCAGGAGCGGCAGCAGCUCAUCCUCAUGCUGAACCGCCACCGCCCCACCUGCAUCGUCAGGACCGACAGCGUCAAGACACCGGAGUCCGAAGGCCACCCGCUGCUGGAGCAGCUGGAGAAGAAGUGACCGUGGGCCUGGCAGAGGAGGAGGAGGAAGGGGAGGAGGAGGAGGAGAGACGGAGGAGGAGGGGGCUCCCAGAUGGCCUUUCCUUGGUGCAUGACAAACUCUACACUGAGGCUCAGCACGGYGGCCUUGGGCGGGCUCUGGCGUGGAACUCGGAUCAGCCACACGCGGGGAAGAGCGGGCUGAGGGAACCCAGAGGGACCAAGCGCUGAGACCAAAGUUGAACUGCGGGUGGGGCUGUCCUGCCUGGGGCGCGGCUGGAGGGAGGCAGGACGAGGCACCUGCAUCAGAGAGAUGCCCAGCUGGCAGCCUCAGGCGCGAAUCCAGCUUCUCUGCCAGCGCCACCCACCCGAGGGACCACCGAGCAGCCAGGAAAAGCCAUGAGUUGUAACCAAAAUGGAGCUGAGGAUGGAACUCAGCGCAAACCUGCMAUCGCCUGCCCCUAGCCCUCCCCCGACCCUGGUACAGAGGUGGAGGGGGCGGGCGAUGUCCCUGUCCGGGAGGUGGCAGCCGGGUGCGCCCUCGCGGGCCUGGCCCGGGCCUGGGGAGUUUGCCGAGGGCACUGAGGCGCGGGCGCCCUUCCAAAGCACAUACUCACUGAAUGUUUACAGACUGGCUGUCCUGGCAGGGCUUUCCACUGCACACGGUUUUUAUACUUUCUUUUUCUUUUUCUUUUUUUUUUUUUAAUAUUUUUUACAAAAAAGAUUUUAUACAAGCAAUAUAUAURUGGAUUUCUAUAAUCACUCGAUGUGAUACAGUAUAAAUAUGCUAUGGUUUGUUUGUUAUGGACAGAUAUCCACCCAUUAUGGCCGUUGUGUGUAACUCCUAAGUACUGUAGU
Molecule: messenger RNA, 1340 nt
Organism: Urocitellus parryii (Arctic ground squirrel)
Lineage: Eukaryota; Metazoa; Chordata; Mammalia; Rodentia; Sciuridae
Gene: Jdp2
Product: Jun dimerization protein 2
Biological process (GO): regulation of transcription by RNA polymerase II
Cellular component (GO): nucleus
Molecular function (GO): DNA-binding transcription factor activity, RNA polymerase II-specific; RNA polymerase II cis-regulatory region sequence-specific DNA binding
Source: RefSeq, a predicted model, not a curated record